AUGCAAGGAAGUGAUGAAAAUAGCUUUAAUGACGACGAUGAUUUCCUUCUACAAGAAAAUUCGGCUAUCUUGAGCAUUCUACCGCUGUUAAUACAAGAUCUAUUUCAUUGGGAAUCACAUCUUGAAAUUUUGCUAAAAUUUCUACAGAACCAGAUAGAGGCGUCAGAGGUCUUGGAAGAGAGUCAAACGAUUCAAUUGCAAGCUAUUUAUUCCCAAAUACAAGAAAUUUCAGAGAAAGGGAUGGUGGAGAACUGCCAUCAGAAAGAUGUGUUGGUGAUAGACGAGAACAAGAGUAUCCUAUUGGCAUUUACAUUCGGAAGAGCCUUUGCAGACGCCUUGAGCAUUCUUUCUGAUCCGAGAAAUAUAAAUAUCGUUGUUUAUUGCGAAGAAGGGACCGACGAAAACCUAGUUAACGAACUUGGCGCCAACUACCUCCAGGGGAAGUUCGAAUCUACCGGUUCCAAUGCUUGCCUUCCAAUUAGCGUCAAGGUAACACAGGUGAAACAGAUCAGAGAAAGCUCUAAAGGAAGAGUAUCUAAAAAGAGAAUGGCCGAAAUCGGCCAAAGGUUGGCUCAUUUGAAUCUAGAAAAAAUGUUGCACAACGCCGGGCUCACUAUCAACGACGCUGGUGAACUCACAACGAUACCAAAAUCCACCAGUAUCCUUAAUAUCCCGACCAAUACUCUGAAACCAACUACUAUGUUUUCGGCUAAUUCCGUCGAGAGAACUCGGCUCCAGAAAGAACUAGACGCAGCGGUUGCAACAAAACGCGAGCUGUAUGUCGUAGACUUGAAGUCAUGGUACUGUUCUUGUGACGAAUUCCAGGCAUCCUACGUACCCCAGACCACGCCUGAUACCCUGGACAAUGACUCUGAUACUCAUUGCCCCAUAUCUCCCUACGAUACCUUGUCUACACCCGCUGGACUCUAUAUGAUGGACACAGAUGAUUUAAUUGCAAAAUGUCACGACAACCCAAUAACCCGUUAUUUCCGUUCACUCCUGCCCCACAACCAAACCAGACACCUAUCCAAGUUGCCCAUAUGCUGUCAUCUCAUCGCGUUAUCUAUAGCAGCCACUAACUCACCACAUACCCACCGUUAUUUCACCAUAUUGUCCCUGGAUAAUGUAUGGUCAAUGCUUACAUAA
Debaryomyces hansenii CBS767 is the source of this 1146-nucleotide messenger RNA. Its product is annotated as DEHA2A07964p. Bases 1 to 1146 code for a protein of 381 amino acids. NCBI's taxonomy places the organism in Eukaryota, Fungi, Ascomycota, Pichiomycetes, Serinales, Debaryomycetaceae. The transcript has a single exon. The record is from RefSeq and is a predicted model, not a curated record.